AUGUUUGUGCCCGGUUUCGUCGCCGACCCGAGAUGUUUGGGAUGUUUGCACCUCCACGGGCCACAAGUCAUCACCAUGCCGCCAUACCUCGAUCCGGUGCACGGGUACUAUCAUAACCCGUCGAUUCCCAGUCUCCAACCACCACCGAAGCCGAUCGUCCAGCCGUGCAAGUUUCUCGAGUGCUACGAGUCAGAUCGCCGAACCACCCUCCCCCAAAGGAAAGCUGCCGGAACUUCCGCGGUCGAUAUCUCCGAGACAGACAUCGAUGACCGAGUCAAUCAGAUCGUAGAACAGUCCGACAUCCUCAAAGCCAGCAAGGACAAAGCGAGAGACGUCCGCGACGAAGAAAUUCAGUGCAAUCUGAUGACGGAGAGGAUCGUUCCUAAGAAGCGGCCCGUACACAGAAUAAGAUUGGGCAGACUUCUGAUGUCGGCUCGUUCUCCAAGGUUUUUCCGAAAGAACAUUCCGGAAGGCGUCGUUCUCCAAGCGGACUCGGAUAAGGCUAGUCACUACGAGCCUUGCAAGUGUUGCAUGCCGGAGACCCCCCAGCCCGAAUCACUCAAGUCCACGAGCGGUUCUGAUGACGUGCCGCGGGUGGUCGAUAUUCUGUCAAAAUUCGAACCCUUAAAGGCCCCCGUGGAGUUUCGCGACGAAGCAUCCGAAGUUGAGUACGCGAAAGUCACGAAACUUCUCCAGUCAGCCUCUACAAGAGAACCAGCGGACGGUGAAGACUCCAUGGUUCCGAUGCAGUCCCGCGACUCGUCCUGGGCUUGCCCUGGGAUAGAGAAGGGAGAAGCCGAAAUUCCGAUAAAAUCGGAGGAUGUCAUCGACGCGCGCCAAGAUAAUCCGAUCAGCGGAGGAGAGGAAGAUGACGAAUAUGUUUGCGAAUGCCACUUCAAUCCAGACUUCGUGGAUUCCGAAAAAGUGACUGAGGUCCCCGGGAAACGGCGGUCGAAAGACUCCUCGAGGAAAAGGCGGGCAAAAAACAAACAGAAGAAGAAGGCUUCGAAGAAGAUUCUCCAACAGAAAAGAGACUCUGAAAAAGCGCGAGAUUUGGGAGUCUCUUGUCGUGACGAUAAGCAUCGAAAACGGCAUGGAGGGUACUUCAGUGAACUCCGGCACUUUUUCAAGGAUCAUCGGCCGGAUAAUUCUGGGAAAGUCGCUCCUGGAACACUCGUUGGACCAUCGGACUCUUUGAACAGCACUGAGAACGUCGACUGCGACGCUCGAUCGAUGAUGAUAUCGAUAAUGCGAAAGAACGGACUUGUGGAUUCUAGUUCGCCGGAAACUUGUGAUAGGAAGCCUUUCAAUAACUUGAGUCUUCUACGAGUCAGUCCUUAUGGAAAGGGGGGAGUGCUCCAAUUAUCUUUACGUCCUCGACCUCUGAGUCCGGAUCAAGCCGGGGAAUUCGAAAAGUUAUACUCGUCAUCCGAUCGACGCUUAGUAUCGAUAUCGAGCAAGUGGGUCGUCAAUCUGAUGUGGGGUAAUGCCGUGAUGAUGGCUUUGACGUCGACGAUGACCACCUUCAUCGACUCCGAUUGUGAGCCGUACUUCAAGAGAAUGAGCACGGUGGCAACUGCGAUGUUCCCGGAACCUCCGGAAUUCGAAGUAGUGGAUCCUCCGCCGGGCUUCGGCGAACCCUCCCCUCCGAGGGGCUCUCGAUCACCGUUGUCCUUGUCCGCGUCAUCCUUCCGAGCCAGUGGAUCUAGCAGGGAAAACUACUCACUGAAUUGCGCAUUCCGGUCUUUUUGCGACGAUAUGCUUGAACAGAGACCGGCAAAUACAGCCUUCGCUGCUCCAGCGUACACUGGUCACUUCGCGUCGAAGUGGCAAAGUGAACCCUCCAAGCAUGACAUCUAUGGAACGAAUCUGGUUACCGUCGGCAAGGAAACUUCCAAGAGUCACGCUUUCAAAACGACCGUGUUUUCGUCUACCCCCAUAAAAGACACCUCGCCGCCGCCACCCGCUCCCGUUUUUCCAGAUUCGUCUAGGUGUAAGAGUCGUACCGGGAAGGGCUCGGACUCCAGCAAUGACAGAAUCUCUACCACAGAUGAGACAUUCCUCAAUGUUAGGAGUGACACUGCCGACAGCGGCGUCGCGAGUCGUCCGGCUUCGGGUCUUGACGUCCAUCGGGAACCACCGAGCGGACCCUUGAAUCCGCUCGUCGUGGUCGCGAUUGACUUCGGAACGACCUAUUCCGGUUACGCUUACAGCUUCACCAGGGACCCAGACAGCAUUCACAUAAUGCGCAAGUGGGAAGGUGGCGAUCCUGGAAUUUUGAACCAGAAGACUCCGACGUCGGUUCUGCUGAAACCUGACGGCGAGUUCCACUCCUUCGGAUUCGCCGCCCGCGACAACUUCCACGACCUCGACGUCGAACAAGCGAAGAAGUGGAUGUACUUCGACAAAUUCAAGAUGACUCUACACAGUUCCGAGAACUUAACUCGCGAUACGGAAAUUCGAGCUGUGAAUGGUCGACCAAUGAAAGCACUUGUUGUAUUCUCCCUGGCACUCCGUCAUUUCAAGGAACAGGCUUUUAGAGAAGUCCGGGAUGUCGCCGGCAUGAUAGCGUUCGAGGAUAUCCGUUGGGUAAUCACCGUCCCCGCAAUUUGGAGGCAACCGGCCAAACAGUUCAUCAGAGCGGCGGCUUACAAGGCUGGCAUCGGAAGUCCCGAGAGUCCUGAGAGAGUCGUGAUCGCUCUUGAGCCUGAGGCCGCCUCGGUUUACUGCAGGAAACUCAAAGUUCACCAGCUCGUACCAGACGUUCCGCCUUCGAAUCGUACGCGGUACAUGGUGGUCGAUUGCGGAGGAGGCACCGUAGACAUAACUGUCCACGAGCUUCACGACAGUCUCGGGACUCUGCGAGAGAUCCACAAGGCAACUGGCGGUCCUCAUGGUUCGGUCGGCGUAGAUCUUGAAUUCGAGAGGCUCCUGUGCGACAUCUUCGGUGCAGACUUCAUAGGACAAUACAAGCUGAAAAGAUCCUCCGGUUGGGUAAACCUCAUGGUGGGUUUCGAAGCUCGGAAGAGGAGCGUGAGUCCUUUCAAGGAAAAUCCGCUGAACAUUUCGCUUCCCUUCUCUUUCAUCGACUACCACAAGAAAGUCAAAGGUUCUUCGGUCGAGAGCGCGAUAAAGAAAUUCAACAACAAAGAAGUCAAGUGGUCGCCGCAAGGCAUGCUCCGCCUUGAACCUCGAUUAAUGAUGACUCUUUUCAAGCCAACGUGCGAAGCUAUCAAGGAUCACAUCGCAGCUGUUCUCAACCACCAAAAUCUCGUCGACACGCAUUAUCUCUUUCUCGUGGGCGGCUUCGCUGAGUCCCAAGUCCUGCAGAAAGCCGUGCGCGAAGAGUUCAAGAACAGAGUGAAGGUUAUUGUGCCUCAGGGAGUCAGUAUGGCGAUAUUAAGGGGCGCUGUCUUGUUUGGACUCGAUCCCCAAGUGAUCCGACAACGUCGUAGCAGAAUGACCUACGGUGUCGGAAUUCUGAACCGUUUCGUCCACGGUCUGCACCCUCCGUCAAAAAAAAUUGUCAAGGACGGAAUCGAGUGGUGUGCCGAUAUAUUCGACAAAUUCGUCCUGGCGGAUCAGAGCAUUAACGUUGGAUCUCAAGUUCGGAGAUCCUACACGCCGGCAAAGCAAGGCCAAACUUGUUCAAUCAUCCAUAUCUACUGUAGCGAUCGAGACGAUGUCUGCUUCAUAACCGAUCCCGGGGUGCAGAAAUGCGCGACUCUCGUCCUGGAUCUAGCUGCGGACCCUCCGCGAUACGACCGUAUAACAGCUCUCGACGAAAAUGUCUGUAAUGAACGCUCCGUUGAUGGGGAUCGGAGAGAGAUCGAGGCUUUGAUGACCUUCGGCGAGACGGAGAUCAAGGUGAGCGCACUGGACAUCCGCACGGGCGUGUGUGUGAAAGCAGAUGUUGAUUUCCUAAGCGUCUGAGCUCACUCGGAAGUCGCAUGCCAUCUCGCUGCCUCAGAAGCUGAUCCCAGGCGGCAGUUGAAAUUCUUUCAAUCGGACCAACGAUGAAAACCAGCCUGGGACACCCGCAUCUGUACAACUUAAUGUAUUUAUAGGAAGAAAUAUACGCACAGCAUGUCUGCUAUGCAUUGUAUCGUCUUAUACUAAUUGUUAAGCGAAAGAUAAAAUAAAUCAUCACAACCGCAGAAGG
This is a messenger RNA of Galendromus occidentalis (western predatory mite), 4162 nucleotides long. RefSeq lists its product as uncharacterized. The record is from RefSeq and is a predicted model, not a curated record. Bases 1 to 3933 code for a protein of 1310 amino acids. The transcript has 20 exons. Lineage: Eukaryota; Metazoa; Arthropoda; Arachnida; Mesostigmata; Phytoseiidae.